CUUUUCGCAAUCUGUUAAUUGCAGCUGUGGGCGUUCAUCCGGUCGCUGGGCGCUUUCGGAUAGCCAGCCAUGCCCCCCUUCCACUUCUCCAGUACCUCCCGCGCCCUAUUCCGUGUCUUUGUUGCGCCGAACCUCGCUGCCAGCUGUCGCACAGCUGUUUCUCCCACCCACAGCUUCUUUCCAGCACCCCACGCAGCACUCGCACUCCCCGGCUUACCACUCACCCCCAUCCGCACGAAAGUCUUCAAAAAGGACACGCAGCGCCACGCCCUCUCCGAUGCCUACACCCUCGACACCGCCAUCAAUAGCCCGACCAUCAAUCUCGUCGACCUCCGCGGCCAGUUCCACCGCCGCACCGCCUUAACUUCCGCUCUGGCAUCACUCGACCGCAACCUCUACCACAUCCUCCAAGUCUCCCCGGGCAAAGUCGACGCAUGGGGCACGCCCGACCCGGAAAACCCGCCAACAUGUAAAGUUAUUUCCAAGAUGGACCUACGGCAACAGCACAAAACGAAGCUGGACAUCGGUCGGAAGCAGAAGCGCGGGGGAGGCGCAGGUCCCAGUAUGAAGAACUUAGAGCUGAAUUGGGCGAUUGAUGCGAACGACCUGCGACAUCGGCUUGAGAAAAUGAAGGGGUUCUUAAGGGAGGGCCGGAAGGUGGAGGUUUUAUUGGGCCCGAAGAGGAGGGGGCGGGUUGCGACGGCGGUAGAGUGCAGGAGUGUGUUGGAGAAGGUGAGGGAGGCGGUCGAGGAGUCUAAGGGGGCAGUCGAGACAAAGGAUCCGGAUGGGAAGGUUGGGGGGGUAAUGACGUUGGUUUUUGAGGGGAAGGUGGAGAAGGUGGAGAAGCGGAAGGGACAGGGCGAGUGAGGAUGCGCUGGAGGCAUGAGAUAUGGCUAAGCGGAUCUGGAUAGUUGGUCCCUUUGUGGUGCAGAUAUAGAACCGUACAAUAAAUUAUACACACGCGAGAA
Messenger RNA from Lindgomyces ingoldianus, 968 nucleotides. RefSeq lists its product as uncharacterized. Lineage: Eukaryota; Fungi; Ascomycota; Dothideomycetes; Pleosporales; Lindgomycetaceae. The transcript has a single exon. Bases 70 to 867 code for a protein of 265 amino acids. The record is from RefSeq and is a predicted model, not a curated record. Gene Ontology annotation, cellular component: mitochondrion. Gene Ontology annotation, biological process: mitochondrial translational initiation; ribosome disassembly. Gene Ontology annotation, molecular function: ribosome binding; translation initiation factor activity.